Messenger RNA from Ceraceosorus bombacis, 1407 nucleotides. Lineage: Eukaryota; Fungi; Basidiomycota; Exobasidiomycetes; Ceraceosorales; Ceraceosoraceae. The record is from the annotation of a GenBank genome assembly.
AUGGCCCUCAUCUCGCCCACGGGACACGCCAUCAUCAACACGGCAUGGCCCGAGGCUUACUUGCCAGACUCGGUAGCCGUGCUCAGGCAAUCCUCUCAAUUGCUCUACUCUGCCGUACUCGGCGCUCAGGUCUGGGAGAUCCUGACGACGCUGCACCUCGACUACCAGAUGCUGUUCCGCAAGCAGGUCACCCUGGGAACCGUCGCAUACAUGGCAUCGAGAUGGGCAGCCUGCGCACAUUCCAUCGGUUUCGUCGUCUUUGCGUCUGCGCGUCUGCCGCACCAUUUCUGCCAGCACGCCAUUGCCGCAUUCAGCGCGUGCUACGCCAUUGCCGGUCCAUCCACCGCCCUUUUGCUCUAUCUGCGCGCCAUGGCGCUGUACCGAUGGAACCGCAAGCUGGCCAUCCUUCUCGGCACAUUCUGGUUGGCCAUACUGGCGACCGGAAUCGCUGCCCCCUUUGCGCUGUCUGCCAUCGAGAUUGCCGACACGAAGAGGUGCAUGCUUCGUCACGCCGACAUCUUUGCCAAAGCGCCCGUCAUUGCACUCUUCCUGCACGACACGGUGGUUUGGCUUGCGGUCAGCGCGCGCAUCCUCUUUUACGACAUUUCCAACGGUCAGUGGGGAAGGCAAGCGUUUGAAAAGCAUCGUCGAGAGGGACUCACUCCGAUUGUGGCGGAGCUGUUCAAGCAAGGCACGCUGUAUUAUGGGUGAGUGAGUGUGGAUCUCGGGCGCACUCGUCAGCUUCGCUGACGACGAUGUUCCAACAGCGUGGUGGUGUUCAUGAACAUUCUUUGCUUUUGCUCUCUCAUCGUGCCCCACGCGCAUCCCGUUGCCAAGCUGAUGCUCGCCAUUCCCAAUCUAGCCGUUACCGCUUCAAUGGGAGGGCGAGUGCACAGGCAAAUGGUGUUUGCCACUACCAGGCCCCUCUCGUGGAUCGCCAUUGAUCCUCGCGCCAAGCGAGUGUCUAGCUUUGGACUGCGCUCGCCCACCUCGCCGCGCAAUGCGCACGUCGACGAGGCCGUCAUGGAGCUUCCUGAGCGCCGCAACUUGGCCAGUCCGAGGGCGCCCUCGCCUGCGAUACCGAGGUCCCCAACGGUGCGCAUCCACGACCAAUCCCGUCCUCGUCUGCCCGCUUAUCCGCCUUCGCCUCGCGAGGCGAUGCGCGCAGCACCGAAAAUGCCCAGCAUUGUAGAGACGUCUGGGGUUGCAGACGACGACAUGGAUCGACGGGGCAAGCGUGCCUUGAACUCGCAGGCAGAGAUCGAAAGACUUGGCAAUCCAGGCGAGACCGUGGCGCUUGGCCUUACAGGUAGCCGCUGCGAAGAGGGCGUGGGCGGUCUUGACAAUGCAAAGACGAGCGACUCGGACACGAAUGGCGCAAUUGUGCCAGUACGGUCGGAGCGAUAA